Ostertagia ostertagi is the source of this 2691-nucleotide messenger RNA. NCBI's taxonomy places the organism in Eukaryota, Metazoa, Nematoda, Chromadorea, Rhabditida, Trichostrongylidae. The record is from the annotation of a GenBank genome assembly.
AUGCUGCGGCGUACCCCGGUAGCCAUCGCGGUCAUGCUUGCGCAGGGUCUUGCGUUGGCCCAGCCUGCGGCCAAUACAACGAGCGCCGAUGUUCCUGAAGCGAAGAGCCUGUUUGAAACGGGUGGGCAGGAGGGCAUAGGCCCGCGUCCAUUCACCUCAUUCCUGGAGCGACUGAGUUCUCCCGUCACAAAAAUCAGCCUGAAGGUAGAUGGGGAUAACCUGACCGCCGAUGGUGUGACGGGUACGGAUGUCCAACUGCGCCUGUUCGGCAAGGAUGAGCAGCGCAUCACGAGCGACGUUGAGGUCACGAUCGAAGUGGACGGGGGCGCCCGUAUCCUGAUGCCUGGCCGCAGAACUUCAGAGUCGGGCGCUGACCGCGGCGAUAUCGACAGGAUUACCCCGGGUGUCCAGUAUGUCGUCAAGAAUGGCACGUUGCAGUUCAAGCUGAUUGCGCCUUUCAAGCCUGAUCCUGUGACCCUGAAGGUGUCAGUCAAGGGCGUUGCUGAAAAAGUCAUCGUCCGCUAUGUCCCCGACCUCAGGGACUUUGUGGCAGUUGGCCUCGUUGAAGGCCGCUUGCGCUCUGACAAAUUUGAUCCGAAGCAGAUUACUCCGGUUCGUGAGAACGACGGGUUUGACAACGAGCUGAAAGGCUUUACCAAGGACUUCAAUGGCGGGAAAACCAACCUUGGAGCACGGGCGGCUGUUUACCUCAAGGGCAAGGUCAAGGGUGAAUAUCUCUUAACCCUCGCCUACGAUUCCGACAAAGACACGCGGAUCAAGCUUUUUCAGGAUAUUGAUCCGAACGCCUUUUACCCCGUAUACGGCGACUCAAGCAUUCGCGGCGUCGAUGCACAAAGCUCGGGAAAGCUGUAUGUCCGGAUCGACAACAAGCUCAACUACCUUCUGCUGGGCGACUACACGACUGGCGACACCAAUCCCGCAAGGACGCUGAGCCAGUACAACCGCUCGCUGCCUGGCAUACGUGGUCAUUAUGAAGAGGGCAAUGUCACCGCCAACGGAUUUCUCGCCCAGCAGGCGCUCACACAAGUGGUGGACGAAUUCCCUGCGCGUGGCGUCUCCGGGCCUUAUUCGGUGUCCAACCCGAACGGUGUCAGUGGAUCGGAAAAAAUCGAGAUACUGACACGGGACCGUUACCGUACGACCAACAUCAUCAAGGUCACACCUGUAGCGCGCAACACCGAUUACGAAUUCGAGCCCUUCUCUGGCCAGAUCGUUUUCCGCGCCCCCGUACCAAGUUUUGACGACCAGCUCAACCCCAUAUCCAUCCGCAUCACGUAUGAGGUGAGUAAUGGUGGACCAAAGUUCCUCGUGUAUGGCGGUGAUGUCCGUCUCAAGCUGAGCGACAACCUGAGCGUCGGUGUGGCCGGUGCGCGCGAUGAAAAUCCGGGUGCGCCGUAUGAAGUGAUGGGUGCCAACCUCAGCCUCAAGCUGAGCAAGAACACCGAGAUACUUGCCGAAGUGGCCCGUACCAACAGCACGGUCAAUACAAAUGCAGGUGGCUACAACACAAAUGUCAGUUCCAACUUCGCCGGCAAGGUUGGUGAAGUGCAGGGUACGGCUGCCCGUGUGGAAAUUCGUCAUGCAGAUGACGACCUGCGUUACAAGGCCUACGGAAGCCUGAACGAGCAGGGCUCUGCGGCCAUCGAUCUGAAGAUCUCCGACCGCCUGACCAUAGGGGGCGGCGUUCGCCGGGUUGAGCAAAACUCCAUCAGCCUGACACAGACAACGGCUACCAACUGCAGCAAUAUCACGACGGGCACCACAACAGCUGCAGGCGCGAUCGCGGGCUACAACACCGGCUACGGCAUCAGCCAGGUAGGAAACCAGUCGAUUGAUCCUGCGACCGGCCUGCCCAUUCUUUGCAAUGUAGGCAUCAACAAUGUGGCCGGCGCGCCGACCAGCCUCGAGCGUACCUCCCUGUUCGCCCGUGCGGCUUACAGGGUGACGGAUUCCCUGACGCUGGAUGGCGAGUUGCAGAAUGUCACCGGGACUGACCCCACCAACCUGUACCGCCUGGGCGCACGUUGGGCUGUUACCGACCGCCUGAAUCUGUCUGCCGAAACCCAACGUGAAUUCAGCGGCAAUGGUUCAGGCCUCUACCGCCUCGGCGCCGACUGGCGUGUUGCGGACAAGACCCGCCUUUACAGCCGCUAUGAGCGCGCCACCCAGUACAGCGGCGCUUACGGCCUGGGCGUCGGCCCCAUUGCUGACGCCUUCUCUGUGGGUAUAGAUACACAGUACAUGCAGGAUGGGUCGCUUUACAGUGAAUAUCGCCUUCGGGAUGGCGGCUCUGGCAAGGAAGUCCAGCGUGCGCUGGGCCUGCGCAAUGGCUGGCGCCUUGCCGAGGGUAUCCGCAUGACCACCAACCUGGAGCGUCUCGCCGCAACCAGUGGCAAUGCUUCUUCAGCGGCAGUUGGUCUCGAGUACACCGCCAGCCCGAUCUGGAAAUCUUCCGGCCGGGUUGAGUGGCGCGAAGAUGCCAAUAACACCAACUUGCUGUUGACGGCGGGCACUGCACGCAAGCUUGACAGCGACUGGACGCUGCUGGCGCGUGAGUAUGCCAGCAUCGUCAAGCCGCGCACUGCGUUGGGCGCCAACAGCCUGCAAAGCCGCUUCCAGGCUCACGCGGCGCCGAUUGAUGGCGGCGUAGCUGUCGGCUGCGGUGAAUGA